ACUUCAAAAUAAAAAUGGUGACUACCGCAUAGUAAAUCUUGUUUAUACUUGCCUGUUGUAUGUGAUUUCGCAAUAUGUUCAGUAGGAUAACUACAAUAUUUUCACGUCACUUCUUCAGUCGCCAGGCUUCACGCAGGAGUGCGUGUGAAUUUCCAUUUAGUGGUAAAUAUUUUUCUUAACUAAGUCAGUACUGGAAUAACAAAUUUUUAAUUUUAGAAUCGAUGUCUGGAGAUUUAUUAAAAAAACUAUCGAAGUCAAAUAAAAAUGGAAAUUUUACUGUAAUCUAAUUUAAUGUUUUGAAAUGCCUGUAUAGUAUUAAUAUAGAGAAAAAUUUUACAGGUUGCUGUAGAAGGCAACAUAGCUUCCGGGAAAACGUGCCUACUAAAUCACUUUGAAAAGUUUUCAAACGUAGAAGUAUUGACCGAACCGGUUAAAAAAUGGAGAAAUAUCAAAGGGAAAAAUGCUUUAGCUUUAAUGUAUGAAAACCCAUCAAGAUGGAGUAUGACUUUACAAACUUACGUUCAAUUAACAAUGCUUCAGCAGCAUUCAAAAGCACAUGAGAAACAAGUUAAAUUAAUGGAAAGAUCUAUUUUUAGCGCAAAAUAUUGUUUUGUUGAAAAUCUUUAUCGAACACAACGAAUGGAGGAGAUUGAUUAUCUUGUUUUAACUGAAUGGUUCGAUUGGAUUGUCGAAAAUGGAAGCUGUGAUUUAGAUCUCAUUGUAUAUUUACGAACCAAACCCGAAGUUCUAUACGAAAGAAUUAGAGAAAGAGGAAGAAAUGAAGAGCAGAUUAUUCCUCUCGAAUAUCUACAAUCAUUACAUGAACUGCAUGAAGAUUGGCUUGUACAUAAAGUGAAAUUUAACUGUGAAACUCCAGUACUUAUUCUUGAUGCCAAUGCUAGUCUUGACGAAAUGAUAUAUUCCUACGAAGAGAAUAAGAAGACAAUCCUAUGCGGAGUAGCGUAA
Messenger RNA from Dimorphilus gyrociliatus, 966 nucleotides. Lineage: Eukaryota; Metazoa; Annelida; Polychaeta; Dinophilidae. The record is from the annotation of a GenBank genome assembly.